Messenger RNA from Lytechinus variegatus (green sea urchin), 4143 nucleotides. RefSeq names its product protein FAM207A-like. NCBI's taxonomy places the organism in Eukaryota, Metazoa, Echinodermata, Echinoidea, Temnopleuroida, Toxopneustidae. Gene Ontology annotation, biological process: maturation of SSU-rRNA from tricistronic rRNA transcript (SSU-rRNA, 5.8S rRNA, LSU-rRNA). The coding region runs from base 26 to 652 and encodes 208 amino acids. The record is from RefSeq and is a predicted model, not a curated record. Gene Ontology annotation, cellular component: nucleolus; preribosome, small subunit precursor; 90S preribosome. The transcript has 5 exons.
GUACACCAUCACGAGACUCACGAAAAUGGGGAAAAUCAAGCGACAGAGAAGAAAAUUGCAUCCACCAGCAGUCAAAGCCAAAGAUGAAGUUGAUACUAAUGAAACGGAUACGGGACUGUUGCAGCCAAGUGUCUUGUUUCCAUCAAAGGGCCUCUUUCCCACCUCUUCAGCCAAAGAUACAUUACCAACAUGCAGAACAGAGGAGGAUGACCGAAUGACCUUUGUAUCCAAGAAAAGUAUCAAAGGAAGCAAACAGCUCUCCAAAGUGGAGAAAAGAAAGCUUCGACAUGACAAGUGGUUAGAAAAAAUGGACACCAUUAGCUCUGCCAAGAAGAAAGCGAUGGAUGCCAAGAAGCGAGCUGGUAUACCUGUUGUGGGUGACAUGCACCCUCUUAACGAAGCUCUUCCAGAGCUUUCAGAAAUCCUACGAAUUGGACCUCAUUAUACACCAACCAAUACCAGAAACAAACAACCAACAAAGAAACCAAGAUCCACUCUGAAUAUGAAGGACAAGCAGAAGAUGAUGCUAGAAGAGAGUGCAAGAUUCCAUGAAGUUCUGAAGCAUUCUGCAUUCAAGAAAAACCCAUUUGCCACCAUCAACGAACAUCUUAAAAACAAACUCAAACAAGAGCAACAACAAGAAGAAACGUGAUGAAAGAAGAAAUGAAAUUAACUAUUAAGUCUACAGUGGAAGCAUAGAAGAGAGAACUACUAGCUGAACAAAUCUGUAUGUUAAAUUGGAUGCUUAUGUUGACGGAUGCUCAUUUCUUGGGUAUUGUGUGCCUCAUAGAAAUGGUUUCUUAGCAUAAUAAUAAUUCUAAUAAUAUUAUACUUCUAUGUACAGCUUCAUAAAGAUAUUAUAAGCGUGCAAAGCAAUUUACAUAUAUAUAUCAAUACCUCAGUUUCAUUUAUUGGAUUCUAGCUUUUGCACAUAAAUUUAUUCUAUUAAUGAAAAUACAGUUUAUUGAUAAUGUCUGUUACAAUGCACACUACAUUUAUGCACAUUUUAUGUUCAUUUGUGCAUGCACAUAUUUAUACGCACUGCUAUGAAGAUGAUAGAAUAAAUCUAAAGAAUAAUGAAUUAAUUAUUGUUUCAAUUGAGCAUGUUUUUGUAUACCAGGCGUUACGUGGUGGCAGCUAGAUUUGGUAUGAAUGAACCAAGGUACUGGAUCAUCCCCAAGAAGCUUUGUUGUUCCUUCUUGUCGGAUGGUGGCUCCAUCUGAUUGAUAAGCUUCUUUUUCAUGUACUUUUUUAACGCCAUCAGCAGAAUAGACCACCCCAAAGAAUCUGCAUUUGUGGACUUUGAUAAGGCAUUUCUCUGCAUUUAACUUGACCCCAGCUUGCCUUGUGCAUUCCAUGGCCUUAUGCAGGUUGUAGUCAUGACUCUGAUUGCCCUCUCUCCUUAAGAUUGGCAGGUUUGGUUUGAGAAGUUUUCACUGCAUCUACCUUCCGACCCGUAUUUUGAGACAUCAGUGACAUCUGCCGAUUGGUAGCUUCAUGACCUCUUGCUAUGUCUAUAGCUUUUGGAGGCUAAGCCUUUUAUCAUUCCCGAUGAGAGCCUUUUGUACAUCCUUCAAUGAGGUCCCCCAAAUGAACUGGUCAAGAACGCUGUUUUCUCGCUCUACUGGAUCUCUGAAUCUACAUUUGGCUGCUAUAUUUGUCAUCUAGUCAGGAAGUCAUCAACAGUUUCAUUGUGGGAUUGUGUCAUACUUUGGAAUUGGUAUCAGUGUAUUUUAUUUGUUUUGGGCUCUAUGUGCUGUUCAAAUUUGGCGAGGAUUACUUAUGUCACCAGCUUAUCCUGCUCAUUGUUGAAAGUCCAGCUGUUGUAUAUCUCUAGUCUUUUCUUGCCCGCCCAUAGCAGGAGGUAAACUUUUUCAUCCUUAUCUGCAUUUUUCAAAUACACUUUUAAACUUGAGGUCACACCUUUUCUUGAUCCUGGCGAAAGCUGUUACUGCGUCUUCCGCUCCCCAGUCCAUAGUCAGUGCCGAUGAUCAUGUAUUCAUCGCUGUAGCCAUGAGCAGUUUCACCCUCUCUCAUUCACAGCAUGUAUCGUACGACGUAAUUCUACAGGUGGGUUGUACUUACAGUUUUCCUCUGGUAGAUUGCAAAACUUUGCAUUCCAAUCCUUUUCCUUUGACAAAUCAUUGUUCAAUGUCUGUUAGAUUUGAUUAUCCCACCGCUGCCACCAUGUUACACUUGGUAUAUGAAAACAUGGUCAAUUAAAACGAUAAAUAUUUGAAUUUUUUAUUCUAUCAUCUUCGUAGCAUUGCAGAUUAAUAUAUGCAUUCAUAUGUUCAUUCAGAGUAUGUGUGUUGAUAUAAAUGAGCAUAAAAUAUAUAACAUAUAACACUGUCAAAUCAUUGUUUUUCUUCUCUCUAAGAAAAUCAGUGAAGAAAUUUGCAAAGAUUGUUGAAGGAUGGCUCCAACAUGUGCAUAUAAAUGUGAUUAUGUUCGAUGAUAUUAUGUGGAAGCCCCAUGGUGUAGUGGUUGUGGCUCUCAAUCAGAGAGUCAUGGGUUCAAAUCUUACUCCAUGUGCUGAUGAUAUUCAGUAAGAAAUUCUUCUAUACCCAGUGCUUCCUGCAGACAAUCUACUUGUGGUGAAUUCAGACUUUUCUUUUGAAAUGCAGAUUAUGUAAAAACUUCUCUGCUAAAUCCUGAGUAAUUAUGCUGCAUUAUUUGUAAAGCACUUACAGACUUGUUAUAAAAGAGCAUGCAUGUGAAUGUAGUACUGUUCACCUCAACCAGCUGCACAGGAACGUUAGCGCUGACAAUGCACUAACAGAGGCCCUAUUUUAAACAGUAAUGUUGCAACUCGGGUCACAACAACUGGUUAUUUGCAUCUUGGAUCAACAAUUCACAUCACAAUCCGAAAGAUGUGACAUGAUGUGACUGUUCCUACUCUUAGCUCUCUGUUGGGCUAAAAACUUUUAUGUGCGGUUGGCACUGAUUGAUACCCCAACAACUAAAAGUAACAUUGGUGAAUAAUUAUAAAGGUUCAUCAUCAAGGGAAAUCUAAAAUUUUGUUGACAGAUCAAAGCAAGAAUUAUAUCCUAAAUGUAUACUAGUAUUUCAAGCUUCAUUGAUUUGCAGAAAUUUUGGGUGGGGGAGGGGAGGACAUGACCAUUACAAGAAGGAAACCAUGCUCAUACAGAGACUUUCAAAAUGAACCCUCUUAUCAAGUAAAACGUUCCUCUAUCUUGAGACCUUUAGCAAAUGUUUUUCAAGCGUACCCCACCAAAAAUAAUGCCUCAGUUAUUCUAUUAGCCUUAUAGGGUGAAAUUUAUCUAUCCUUAUCCGGGUUUGAAAAAUACCCCUCUUUCCUGAUUUUGGCAGUUUUGAUACCCUUAUCACUGUAAGCGUGUAUUGUACAUUGUCAGGCUGUUAAAAUCUACCCUUUAUUUCGUAGUUAUAUGUGCAAGUAAUUUGGUAAGAUAUACAGAUGCAAUCCCCAGCACAAGUAUAAUUUUCUGAUCCUGCAGAAUUGUUCUUUGUUGUUGAAUAGACUUAAACCAUCAUUUUUCAAUACUGCAUAAUAUGCUAUUUCAUGAACAUUAUUUUAUUGCUUUUCCAUCCACUUUGCAUGUAUAGUUUGUCAGGGAAUGACAAAUAUUGCAGUUGUUUAGUUGUGGAACACAGAAAAUGAACCCGCCAACAAAUAUUAAAGUUACGCAGUAGGUCUUACAAUGUUAUCAUAAUUGAGCAUGUUGAUAGAUGAGAGUUGCUCUUUGCCUUCUGACUAAUACCUUGAUCCAAUUGUCAAGCAAUGACAAUAGUGUCAUGUGUAUUGAAAUCAGAAAAAGACAAUUUGUAAGCUAAUUUAUAUCCAUUUAGAUAAUGAUACAGAUGAAACAAUAAAAUAGAAAACUUAUACCUGAAUUGUAGAAAUUUUGGGGGGUUGUGUAUGUUUUGCCUACUUGAACUAGGCAAUCCCUAUUACAAAGCUAUAGGAAUCAAUUAAUUGAUUUGCCAGUAUGGGUUAAACUGAGUGAUCAAUGGAAGAUCAGUGAAUAGUUCUUUAGGUAUUGUUUAUUGCAUCAUGUUGAUGAAGAUAACUGUAAAUUACAUGAGUAAUGAAACAACAGUUGUGAGAAAAGGAGUCAACUUUAAAUUAAUAUUUAUUUUCAAUAAACCUCAGCUCAACAA